Schistosoma guineensis is the source of this 543-nucleotide messenger RNA. Lineage: Eukaryota; Metazoa; Platyhelminthes; Trematoda; Strigeidida; Schistosomatidae. The record is from the annotation of a GenBank genome assembly.
AUGGACUUAUCUACAAAUCCGUCCACCUUGAUUAAUAAAAUGAUUCGAUUAUAUUGUAUUGAAGACAGGAUUUUCAGUGGGUUCUUAUACACUGUAGACCCAAAGACAGGGAACUAUGUGUUAUUUUCACAAAUGAAUGGAAAAUACCGACCAACUAUUGUCCGCUGUGAAGUAGUUGAGAGGGUAGAAAUACUUGGUGAUGAAAUCCCAUCCGAGUUAAUAAAAAUUUUUGAUUCUUUCACAUCAAUUGACAAAUGUUCAUUGAAUACAAGUGAAGAAAUGCGAACAACAUCUUCGGCGAUCAAAACGUUAACAUCAGAUGAAUUAAGUUGUCGACGUGAGAAAAUCAUUAAACUAUUUUCUUUAAAUCAUCUAAAUGAAGUAAGUGUAAAUGAUCGAGAGGAAGUGGUUAUUCAUAAUGUGGUAUUUAUUAAGCCGCCAUACAAUAUCGACUGUUGUUCUGGUAAAAAUAUGAUUAUAUUGGAUCGUGUCAAAAAUUUAAUCGGUAAAUUAGAAGAGGAUAGAAACAAUCCAGUCGAAUAA